Molecule: messenger RNA, 978 nt
Organism: Maudiozyma saulgeensis
Lineage: Eukaryota; Fungi; Ascomycota; Saccharomycetes; Saccharomycetales; Saccharomycetaceae
Source: the annotation of a GenBank genome assembly
AUGCCCAUUUCGUUAGAGGAUCCUGAAAUGCAGGACUCAGAUAAUUUAUCUGAUGAUAGUAUCGUAGAAUUAACGGAAUUAACAGAUCGUAAUGAUUCUGAAAAUAGGAUCGUUCAUAGUGUUAAGAAAUAUAUAAAACAACUCCAAUUCUUCGUUCAUGAGAAAAACAUCUACCACCUCACAUUUACACAUUAUACUCUCCUCAUUAUAUGGUUUACCUUUCUCAUAAAGAAUAUUGCACAAUAUCAAGAGAGGUAUCAACAGAGUCGACUGAGAGCCUCGCGAUAUUUAAAUACAAUACUUUUUGGUUGUUCUGAUAUUUUGGCACAAUCAAUAACCUGCUAUUAUUCCCAACGCAUUGACCCGAUAAAUGGCGUGUUUGGUACUUCAACGAAUAACCUACUACAGAGAUUUCAAUCAACAAUUCUACCGGAAGAAUCUAAUUUGAAUAGUGGCUAUGAAAGCGAUUCAUUUUCAGUAUUCAAUGACUAUGGAAUUAGUCCAGUUUCUUCAAGAGAAUCAAAUAUUAUUGUAUAUGAAGAUCCUGAUGAACCGACUAUUACAAAAUUUAAUUUUACAAGAUUUAUUACAUUUUCUAUGUGGGGUCAAUGCAUAUCCUUUUUUCAGGUUCCAUGGUACAGAAUUUUAAAUUUCUUUUUUACUGAAGAUCCAUCAAUUGUUCAAGUAUUCGAAAGAGUUCUAGCAGAUCAAUUAUUAUAUUCUCCACUCUUUUUAUUCUUUUUUUUUACUUAUUCAAAUUUUGUUAUGGAAAGAGGGGAUAAAGAAACAUUUAAAAUUAAGAUUCAAAAAUUAUAUAUUUCAACUUUGGGUUGUAAUUUAUUAGUUUGGCCAUUAGCACAGUUAAUAAAUUUUUCGACUAUACCGAAGCCAUUUCAAAUACCUUUCAGUUCUUCUGUAGGUGUCUUGUGGAAUUGUUUCCUAUCUAUGAGAAACGCUUCUGGUUCAAAGUCAUUAUAA